Molecule: messenger RNA, 1707 nt
Organism: Fusarium pseudograminearum CS3096
Lineage: Eukaryota; Fungi; Ascomycota; Sordariomycetes; Hypocreales; Nectriaceae
Exons: 4
Coding region: 1-1707 (568 amino acids)
Biological process (GO): transmembrane transport
Molecular function (GO): transmembrane transporter activity
Source: RefSeq, a predicted model, not a curated record
AUGGCUGCCGAAAAAGCAAAACUCGAGGUCCCUGCGACCACAGACCGUCCCGAAUCUACAACUUCGACACUACGAGGAGAGGAUGUUCAAGAGAAGAAGGAGGAGAGACAAACUGACGAGGAUGUCGAGACUGGUACAGUCAAGGGCAACAAUGACAGUGACAAUUCCGAAGAUGAUGACUACCCAACCGGUAUCAACAUGUUCUUCAUCGUCCUCGCCCUGGUCAUGGCUGUCUUCCUCUUCUCCCUUGACUUGACUAUCGUGGCUACAGCCAUUCCCAAGAUCACUGACGAGUUCAAGGGACUUGACAAGGUUGGUUGGUACGGUGCAGCCUUCUUCAUGACCGUCGGUGCCUUCCAGUCAACUUGGGGUAAAAUCUACAAGUACUUCCCUCUCAAGACAUCCUUCCUCGUUGCCAUUUUCAUCUUUGAGCUUGGCUCUGUCAUUUGUGGCGCUGCUCCCAACGCUGAGGCUCUCAUCACUGGCCGUGCCAUCGCUGGUGUUGGCGGAGCAGGUCUUGGUGCUGGAGCCUACACCAUCAUCGGUUUCUCUGCUCCUCCCAAGAAGCGACCUGCCUUUACUGGUAUCAUUGGCGCUGCCUACGGUAUCGCGUCAGUCAUCGGUCCUCUCCUGGGUGGUGCUUUCACCGAUCAUGUCUCUUGGCGAUGGUGUUUCUACAUCAACCUCCCCAUCGGAGGUAUCUCUGCUGCCAUCAUCUUUCUCUUCUUCAAGACUCCUCGUGCUGCCGUUCCUGUCCAGGCCCCACUUCUUGAGAAGUUCCUCCAGAUGGAUCCCCUUGGUAUCGUCUUGGUGAUGGGCCUCACCAUCUCCUACAUUCUGGCUGUUCAGUAUGGUGGUCAGGCUCAUGCUUGGGACUCUUCUGUUGUCAUCGGUCUUCUUGUCGGUUGGGUCGCCAUCUCUGUCGUCUGGGCCAUCUCCUGUUACGUUCAGGGUGAGCGAUCCAUGAUUCCUGUCCGAAUCCUCAAGAACCGCACUGUUUGGGUCAUGAGCGCUUUCGCCUUCAUCUUCGCUGGCUCCUUCUUCCUUGCCAUCUACUACAUUCCCAUCUACUUCCAGUCUGUUCACAAUGCUUCUCCCACAAGCAGUGGUGUUCGCAACCUCCCCCUGAUUCUUGCUGUCACCUUCUCCACUAUUGCCAGUGGAGGCCUUGUCACUGCUACUGGACGGUAUCAGCCUCUGCUUAUUGGUGGUGCGGCUAUUGCUACCAUCGGUGCUGGUCUCCUGUACCUCCUUGACAUUGACACAUCAACUGGAAAAUGGAUUGGUUAUCAAAUUGUUGCUGGUGUCGGCUGGGGUCUGGCCUUCCAGAUUCCUAUGAUUGCUGUCCAGGGCACAGUCGACCCUAAGGAUCUUGCUUCUGCCACUGGUAUUCUUCUUUUCUUCCAAGGUCUUGGUGGUGCCUAUGUCGUCUCUGGUGGUCAGGCUGCUUUUGUCAACCAAAUGCUCCUCGAUAUUACAAAGAACGCUCCUCACAUCGACAAGGGCCAGUUGAUCCUUACUGGCGCUACCGCUCUCCGUGAGACUUUCGAUAAAGAGACACUCCCUAUCGUCAUCGAGGGUUAUAUGCACGGCUUGAACACUGUCUUCGCCAUGGCCAUCGCUUUUGUUGGUUUCUCCUUCUUGAUCACCUUGCUCACCCCCUGGAAGAAGCUCAACCUUGCCAAUAUCACUGGUGGUGCUGCUUAA